Messenger RNA from Thyridium curvatum, 1806 nucleotides. RefSeq lists its product as uncharacterized. Gene Ontology annotation, molecular function: thiamine pyrophosphate binding; acetolactate synthase activity; flavin adenine dinucleotide binding. NCBI's taxonomy places the organism in Eukaryota, Fungi, Ascomycota, Sordariomycetes, Thyridiales, Thyridiaceae. The record is from RefSeq and is a predicted model, not a curated record. The transcript has 2 exons. Gene Ontology annotation, biological process: L-valine biosynthetic process. Gene Ontology annotation, cellular component: acetolactate synthase complex; mitochondrion. The coding region runs from base 1 to 1806 and encodes 601 amino acids.
AUGACUUCAUCACAGGUGACCAAACGCAUCACCGGUGCAGCAGCCAUACUGCACGCACUCGAGGAUGCUGGCAUCACACAUCUCUUUGUGAACCUCGGGUCUGAUCAUCCAGCGUUCCUCUCUACCUUUGCUAGCAAGGAACUCCAGAGCCUGAAAGUAUACACGUCUCCCAAUGAGAUGGUGGCUCUCAGCGCAGCUUCAGGGUUCGCACAGGUGACCGGAAAACCAGCAGCUGUUCUCGUCCAUGUCGAGUGCGGGACGCAGGGACUCGCGGGCGCCGUCCACAACGUGAGCAAGGGCCGAAUUCCUGUCAUGAUCCUGGCAGGCACAGUACCUGUGACCAUGGAAGGUGAGAUGACGGGUAGCAGGAACGAAUACAUCCACUGGAUCCAGGAUGUCCCUGACCAGCGAGCGAUUGUUCGGCAAUACAUGCGAUAUGAGCAUGAAAUACGCCGUCCGCACAAUGCUACACAAAUCAUUCUCCGGGCACUACAGUUCAUCAAGUCAGAGCCUCAAGGGCCCGCAUACGUCAUCGCUAGCCGCGAAGCUUUGGAGGAGCAGAUCGACACCCCGACUCAGCCUCCUGCAUCACAGAAUCCUUGCAAGAACUCAGCGCUAGAGCCUCAGGGCCUGACUCCGCAGGCAUUGGCUUUCCUUUCCACCGCAUUGAUUGCUGCGGAGAAGCCCCUUAUUGUCACGAGCUACUGUGGUCGAUCCCUAGCAGGGUUUGAGGCCUUGAGAGAACUUGCCGAGCUGCUCGCAAUACCGGUUCAUGAAAAUGCACCCAUCUACAACAAUUUCCCCACAACAUCAUAUCUUCACCAGGGGCACCAAUGGAACGGGGGAGGACAGCUACCCGCCCUGUCAGAGGCCGAUGUCGUUUUGGUCGUGGACUCUGACGUCCCCUGGAUCGGCGCACAGUCGAAACCCAGCCCUGACGCACUCGUCUACCAUCUCGACAGCGAUCCUCUCAAGGAAAGCACAACACUCUGGUCUAUGCCUUGCGAGAAGAGAUGGAAGGUUGAUUCAAGUCUCGCAUUGAGUCAAUUGGCCACGACUGUCCGUGCUCAUGCGGAUUUCUCCUCGGGCAGCACAGAGACCAGAAUCCGAGCCCGCGAACGAUUUUUGAAGGAACGCUUCAGUGCAAGACAAACUCGUCUGAUCAAGGCAGAAGAGGCACCUGCAGAUGGAAAUGUGACUGUGCCUCAUUUCAUGUCACGCUUGCGCCAAGCUUGCGAGGGGCUCCGCGUCGUGGGAUUGAAUGAGUCAACAACGAAUCUGGGCAACGUAGCCGAUCACCUGAAGCAUAACCAGGCCCUAUCCCUGAUUGGCAGUGGCGGAGGCGCCCUUGGCUGGUACUCCGGCGCAGCCGUCGGGGCCUCACUUGCGCUGCAAGCUCACGGCCGCGCUGAUGAUCUCGUGGUCGCCUUCACCGGCGAUGGAACCUGGCUUUUCGGCAUACCUAGCUGCGCCUACUGGAUGGCAAAGAAAUACCAGACACCGUUCCUCACAAUCAUCUGGAACAACGGAGGAUGGGCAUCGCCGAAGAACGCGUGCAUGCGAAUCCAUCCCGAGGUCGCUCAGAUGCAGACCUCGCGAUCGGACGGCAGCAUGCUCAGCGAUGAUCUCAUGGUGUCUAUCACGCCGUCUCCUUCCUUUGGCAAGAUUGCGGAAGGGGCAGGUGAUGCGUGGUGGACCCAGGUGCGGCGUGUAGAUGAAGUUGACGAAGCUUGUAAAACGGCUCUGGCUAUGGUGAGAGAGCAAAAGAGGAGUGCCGUCAUUGAGGUUGUCAUCAACCGGAUAUAG